Molecule: messenger RNA, 869 nt
Organism: Lecanosticta acicola
Lineage: Eukaryota; Fungi; Ascomycota; Dothideomycetes; Mycosphaerellales; Mycosphaerellaceae
Source: the annotation of a GenBank genome assembly
AUGGCAGACCAUGCCACGCCUGCUAAUGGCAAUGGCAAUGGAAAUGGCUACAUUCAGCACCACGUCGCGGGACCGCGGAGGGUACUGCAUGAUUCGGCUCACGACUCGUCGCUGGACGUCGAGACAAAGGCCGAACAGAUGAUGAGGAUGCGCGUGAAGGAUCUGGAGGAACAGAACGCUAUACUGGCCGAAAAGGCUACCUCUGCUUGUACGUGCAUUCGGAAUACCCUCCUCCGUGGCGUACAAGGCGCGGAGGGGCAGUGGAGAUCCAUCUUACUGACAUCGUAUCUAUUUCUACAGCCCAGCGCUUCGCAGAUUACGAGAACGAAAUUCGCGUCCUAAAGACCCGCAUGCGCGAACAGCAGGAACGCCACAAUACUGCGUCCUCUAUACCACCGACUCCUGAUUCAGAACAUUCGCCAGCGGCACCGCCGCCUGGCCUUUCACGCUUUGGCAGUUUCAUGCGCAAACCUCCUCCUGCACCGUCGGCCACGCCCACAGGUCCUACUGCACGGGAGCAAGAAUUGGAGGCCUCGUUCGCGAAAGAGCAAAGAGCGCGAGCGGAAGCUGAGAAGAAGGUGAAAGAUGUGAAUCUCGAGGUAGAAGAACUCAGUGUUACACUUUUCCAGCAAGCCAACGAUAUGGUCGCUGCCGAGCGGAAGGAGAAUGCGGCGCUGAAGGAGAAAAUCAAGGCGCUCGAGAGCGGCGGUGGAGGUGCAGCUGAGGCUAUGACGAGAGAAAAUCAGAUACUCAAGCAGAGACUGCAAGUCAUGGAGCAGCGUGAGCUGGACCGUCGAAGGAGAUUGGAAAAGCUGGAAGCCGCACAAAAGAGGAUCGAUCGAGUUCGCACAGUGCUCGUACCACCCUGA